Messenger RNA from Meyerozyma guilliermondii ATCC 6260, 1575 nucleotides. RefSeq lists its product as uncharacterized. Bases 1 to 1575 code for a protein of 524 amino acids. The record is from RefSeq and is a predicted model, not a curated record. The transcript has a single exon. NCBI's taxonomy places the organism in Eukaryota, Fungi, Ascomycota, Pichiomycetes, Serinales, Debaryomycetaceae.
AUGUCGGAUUUUUUAAACUCGUCGCCUUCUCGGCACAUCGAUCCGGAGCUCUACAACGACGGAAGACUGGGGAAUGACAAAGAAAAGUCUACAAGGGUGCUUCCUCCGCCUUCUGCUACAAAACAACUUCCUUCCAACAUCAGCGGAUAUUCACCAUUUAUUGCUAGAACCAUCUACAACGACCAGGUGAUCUCGUACAGCUCCACACCCACAUCAAAACUCAUUAACGGUGUUCUUGCCAACCUGGGGGCCGAUGGAGACUACGGACUGGGGCUCAAUUUGACGCCAUUUCUCACCCACAACCUAAAUGUUUAUGCCAAUUCCAACACUAAUAGCGCCGGCGCUCCUAGCAUGACACCCUUUUACGACAAAUCUCUUCAUCUCACGGAUUUUUUCAUCGAUACUCCCAUCAAACUGACCCCGUUCAAAGACGUGGGAACGAUUACUCCAUCCAAAUUCAAAUUUGGAAGCGACAAAAAGACGUUUAAACAGUCGAUAUUCCACGACCCUCGUAGCGCCCAGAAGCGGUCCAUCACAGAGCUCGACACUCCGCAACGCCACUCCAGUGUCGUCAUCAAAGACUUGGCCAAAGAGACCCCGUCUCGGCCUCCAUUGAAGGAAACGAACAAAACGGUUUUCAAUGCUCAGAACACCAACACAGACACAACCACUCCCAGUAAACGUUUGGUCGAGACCCCGAAAGCGCCAGCGCCAGUUUCGUCUCCUUCUACUCUCAUCAUGUCGAGUGCGGUGCGUUCUCCACCAGCUUCAGAAAAACGCCAAAAGACGGUUCCAGCCAGUCCUACGCCUCAAAAGACAGCGAUUGACGAGAGCUUGAAGCCUCGUAUGGGAGUAUUUUCCGAGAAAACCAAGCGACCUGAUUACCGGCCUCCGCUACAAAAGAAUAAGGUGAUGAAAAAUCGAUCACAGAUGCAAGCGGGAAUGAACAAAUUUCAAAUUGUAUUUACAGACGUCCAGUCGCUAGUGAGCAACAAGAAGAAAAAGCAAAAGAAGAAAAGGGACGAUAGCCCUGACGUGCACAACGCUCCCAUGCAACCAAUGUACAUGUAUCCACAAAAUCAUGUCAUUCACCAAGCGAGGCCUAUCCAGCCUCCACCACCUGCAUCGCUCCAGCCUGGAAUGUCUGACUCCAAGGAAAAUAGUGUCAAUAAUUCGAUGAACACCAGCCAUCUCAAUCUUUCCGCGAGCACAGACCACACCUCAUUUGAAAUUGCCGGCCAACACGCAUCCACCACCACUCCCAACGGCAAGUAUUUUCUCGACAAGGUGUUUGAGAAGCCAUCUCCAGCAAACCAUGGGCAAUACGUCAUGCAAGGGUACCACAACAUGCCCCCUCCACCAGCGGGAUCGAGGCCACCUACAUACCACGACAUGCAACAAGGACCGAUGGUGAUGAUGAUGAGCACUCCACAACACCAGAACGUGGUAAAUUACCCGGUACCUAAUAACGAGUCAUCUCCAGACGACGAAUACUUCUCUCAGAUGGUGCCUGUAAUGGGUGCCAAUGGCCAGCCCAUCCUCGUGCCCAUGCGGUACGAUGAGAAGCAGUCUUAA